Messenger RNA from Cervus elaphus (red deer), 2755 nucleotides. RefSeq names its product MAGUK p55 scaffold protein 4 (gene MPP4). Bases 1 to 1920 code for a protein of 639 amino acids. NCBI's taxonomy places the organism in Eukaryota, Metazoa, Chordata, Mammalia, Artiodactyla, Cervidae. The transcript has 21 exons. Gene Ontology annotation, molecular function: protein binding. Gene Ontology annotation, cellular component: plasma membrane; adherens junction. The record is from RefSeq and is a predicted model, not a curated record.
AUGAUACAGUUAGACAAAGGAUCAGAUCUUCCAGGUGAAAAAGACAAGAAGGAUGAGAAGUUCUCUACGGGAACCAAUCCGGAGAACGGGAUCUCGCACCUCCUGAGGCUCGUGCUACAAGAGCUGAACCUGUUCUACAGCCGAGACGUGAACGGAGUGUGUCUCCUGUAUGACCUCCUCCACUCCCCGUGGCUGCAGGCUCUGCUCAAGGUUUAUGACAGCCUCCAGGAAUUCAAAGAGAAGAAGCUUGUUCCUGCCACACCCCAUGCACAGGCGUUAUCCUGCGAGGUAGUGAAGAUACUACAUGAAACCCCCAAGUCCCCUGAGAUCCAAGAGCUAAGACAGAUCCUCCAGGCUCCACACUUUAAGGCCUUGCUCAGUGCCCACGACACGGUAGCUCAGAAGGACUUUGAGCCCCUUCUCCCCCCGCUGCCAGACAAUAUCCCCGAGAGCGAGGAGGCAAUGAGGAUUGUUUGUUUGGUGAAGAACCAGCAGCCCCUGGGAGCUACCAUCAAGCGCCACGAGAUGACAGGGGACAUCCUGGUGGCCAGAGUCAUCCAUGGUGGGCUGGCCGAGAGGAGUGGGCUGUUAUAUGCCGGAGACAAACUGGUGGAAGUGAAUGGAGUUUCCGUUGAAGGACUGGACCCUGAGCAAGUGAUCCACAUUCUGGCCAUGUCUCGUGGCACAAUCAUGUUCAAGGUGGUUCCAGUUUCUGACCCUCCUGUUAACAGCCAGAAAACGGUGUAUGUCCGUGCCAUGAUCGAGUACUGGCCCCAGGAGGACCCCACCAUCCCUUGCAUGGAUGCCGGGCUGCCUUUCCAGAAGGGGGACAUCCUCCAGAUUGUGGACCAGAAUGAUGCUCUCUGGUGGCAGGCCCGGAAAGUCUCUGACCUGGGUACCUGUGCUGGCCUAAUCCCUUCUAGCCAACUUCUGAAGAGGAAGCAACGGGAGUUCUGGUGGUCUCAGCCGUACCAGUCUUACAACCACCUCAGAUCCACCAUCUCGAUUUCUAUGGAAGAAGAUGAUGACAUGAAGAUUGAUGAGAAAUGUGUGGAAGCAGAUGAAGAAACAUUUGAAUCUGAGGAACUUUCAGAAGACAAGGAGGAAUUUGUUGGCUAUGGUCAGAAGUUCUAUAUUGCGGGUUUCCGCCGCAGCAUGCGCCUGUGCCGCCGCAGGGCCCACCGAAGCCAGCUGCGCGCCCAGGGGUGCGGCGCCGGCAGCUGCGCCGGCGCGGUGGGCGCCCCGUACGAGGAGGUGGUGAGGUACCAGCGACGCCCCGCCGACAAGCACCGCCUCAUCGUGCUCGUGGGACCUUCUGGUGUUGGAGUAAAUGAACUGAGAAGACAACUUAUUGAACUUAAUCCUAACCGCUUUCAAAGUGCCGUGCCACAUACUACUCGUUCCAAAAAGAGUUAUGAAAUGGAUGGUCGUGAGUAUCACUAUGUGUCAAAGGAAACAUUUGAAAGCCUCAUGUACAGUCAUAGGAUGCUGGAGUAUGGGGAGCACAGAGGCCACUUGUACGGCACCAGUGUUGAUGCUGUUCAGGCAGUCCUUGAUGAUGGGAAGAUCUGUGUUUUGGACCUAGAGCCUCAGGAUAUUCAAGCGGCUCGAACCCAAGAACUGAAGCCCUAUGUCAUAUUUAUAAAGCCAUCUAACAUGAGUUGUAUGAAGCGAUCUCGGAAAAAUGCCAAGAUUAUUACAGACUACUUUGUGGACAUGAAGUUCAAGGAUGAAGAUCUACAAGAGAUGGAGGAUUUAGCCCAAAAAAUGGAGACUCAGUUUGGCCAGUUUUUUGAUCAUGUGAUUGUAAAUGACAACUUGCAAGAUGCAUGUGCCCAGUUGCUGUCCGCAGUUCAGAAGGCUCAGGAGGAGUCUCAGUGGGUACCAGCAACAUGGGUUUCCUCUGAGACGGAAUCUUAAAGAGGCCUUCUGCUUAAUACUGGAAUUUUAACAAUGUUCAUCUGUUCCCUAGAGCUGGAAAAACAGCUAUAAUCUAAAACAUCAGUGUCAUAUUUGCUCUAUUAUAAUACGUGCAGCUGCAAAAGUGCUGCAGUUUGUUCAUCUUAUUUGAAAGAAAUUUGUAUAAUUAUGUAGAGUAAUCUAUUUGGAUUUCAGGGGAAAAAAAUGUUUUCCUUUACCUUAUAUGCAGCAAUUGUUAGGGAACAAUGUUAAGUCACUGAGUAUGAGGACUUUUCAUAGUUUUCACAUGGCCUUUGUGUUAUUCAGAUAAAAAAGAGCUUUCCUAAAUAAAAUACAUUCUAUUUAACUUCAGAAACUGUAUUUUGCCUUAUGAAACUUGUUUUAUAAACAUUGAUUUUUCAAAAAGUACCCAGUUUAACUGCAAGAAGGAAGGAUUAAUACACAAAUCACCUCUAACACCAAAACUUAGAGAAACAGCACUGCUCUCAUUUUACACAUUAAACUACAAGGAAAAAUUAUUCUUUUGAUCAGGGCUGUAGCAAUCAUUAAUUUCCCCCCCAAAUCCAGUAUCUACAUUUAUGCCUAAAUUAGGAAAGAGCAAUGAAUUUUAGUGCUAAACAGAAACAUCUGAGUAAACAAGGGGAUGAGGAUGUUAUUCCACGAACUCGGAGACUUCCAGUCGCUCUUCCUGCCCUUACAUAUGUUCACCUUCCGGCUCACUCCCGUGUUGUUCAGUCGCUCAGUCAUGUGGACCCCAUGGACAGCCAGGUUUCCCUGUCCUUCACCAUCUCCUGGAAUUUCCUCAAACUCGUGUCCACUGAGUCGGUGAUGCCAU